UAAUGUAAUCAAAAACACCAGAUUAAAAACAACGACGGCAGAGAGAAGAAGAACGCUGCCAGUGUCAACCAAAGAAAAUCGCUUCCCUGGGAAUAAAACAAAGAUUUUUAAAUUUAUGACUUGAACAAGAUAUCAUCCCGACACAGCUGGCAAGAAUAGCAUUUGUUAACAAAUUUCUGACUUUGAGGAGAGGAAAAAGGCAAUCACUUAGGCCUUCACAUGGUUCUUGUUUUUCUGUGACUUUUAAAUGGAUUAGCCCAACCGGAUUAAAACGUUUGUUGAUGUAUUCGCCUCCCUGGGAGAAAUUUGAAAAGAGAAUCGUUUCUGAUCGUUUAUUGCAUGCAGGAUAUCAGCGAUACACGAAAGACUAGAUGUACAGUUGCCAUGUGGUUUGCUAGGCUGUCGAUUAAUGGAUUUUAGAUGGAAAAAGUUAUUCCUGUCCAUCUUUCCUGGAUUUGCAGAGAAAUCCUUGUACAGCAAACGUAGCUUCCAUCAGUUAAUUGGCUAACGUUUUGAAGUGCUGAAAAUUAUCAUGAUAAAAACAAUUCAGUGAUUUAUGAUUCGAUCCCGACGUCGUGUUAAAAAUCAUUGCGGUAGUGGCUUCGGGGCGAUCAACGAAAUCAUACGAUUUCAAAAGUUCACACGCCGAAUAAGAUCAAAAGAGACGUCUUGUUUACGACGAUUUUUAAAUGAGAAAUAAGCAUUUUAUUCUUGAUGAAUUGUAAAACAGAGAUGACGUUUAACUAGUUUACAGGAGAUUUUGCACGACAGUGGCCAUAACAACAAUUCAAAAAAUGACGCUGGUAAGAUCUAGAAAUGGUGGAGUUAAUCGACAUUCGGUCAUCUUUUCAAGAGGCUUGCGAAAUGAUCCUGGGGAAAACAACUGUUUUAUGAACUCUGCAGUACAGGUUUUGUGGCAUCUGGAUGUUUUCAGGAGAAGUUUCAGGUUACUAGAGGGUCAUGCUUGCCUGGAGGAAUGCUGCAUAUUUUGUGCCCUAAAGGAAAUCUUUGGUAAAUUCCAAGAUAGUGAUGAAGGUGCACUUCCUCCUGAUGUACUUAGAAAUGCAAUGGCCAAGGCUUUCCAGGAUCAGCGCAAAUUUCAGAUUGGUAGAAUGGGUGAUGCAGCUGAGUGCUUUGAAAAUAUUUUGCGACGACUUCAUGAUCACAUCACAUUUGGUGGACCCGAAGACAUUUGCAAUGCAAAAUACUGCAUACCACAUCAGAAGUUUUCAAUGCAGAUAGUUGAACAGACUUUCUGUGAAUGUGGUGCAACAUCAGAACCCUUCAAUUACUUUGAAACAGUGAACUAUGUGGCAGCUUCUGCCCUCAUAGAGGAAGCCAAGCAGCCACAAAGAAAUGGAUACAAGCCUUAUACAUCGUUUGCGGAGCUAUUGAAAGCUACAUUAGCGCAUGGCGGAGGCAGACAAUGCCCGGAUGACGAAAAAUGUGGCCAUAAAGAUAGAGAAUCACCUACCACGAAGAUGCAUCGAACACUUUUAAACUGCCCAGACAUUGUUUGCAUUGGAAUCAGCUGGAAUACCGACCGGCCAUCUUCUGAAUAUGUCAUGGAUCUGCUGGACUGCCUUGGAAGGAAAUUAGAAAUCCGCGAUCUUUUCGACAGCCUUAGCGAUGACCAUGCAAAGAAGAUGAAGUUGAAACUUUUUGGUAUUAUGACUUAUUACGGGAAACAUUAUACGACGUUUGUUUACAACACACGGCAAGAAACGUGGCUUUAUUUUGAUGAUGCAACCGUACAGGAGAUUGGCAAAGAUUGGAAUAUGGUAAAGGACCGUUGUAGACGAGGGAAACAUCAGCCGUUGUUAGUAUUCUAUGUGAAUCAGGAAGGGGAAACAAUCAAAGCGAAUAAAGCUCCGAGAAAAACGGAGAUAAUGAGCAAAGAGGAUCUAAUUGCUUCGCGGAAUAAUAAUGAAAAGGAGCACCAACGCAGGCUUGAUAAAAAAGCUUCUAAACGAAAAGGAAAGAAAAAGGACAGAGAUGAUGAAGAUAGAAAUCCACCUAGUAGGCGAAAAUCACUAAAAAAAAUUGUUAGUUCAGCAUUCAAGAAGGAUCGGUCAAGCAAAGAGACAGCUAGUGGGUCUUCGUCUAGCAAGAGUCGCCAGCCUUUUAAUGGAGACCACGUCUUGUCUGUGAAUGGCCAUGAUUCAUCAAUGGGUGUCAUUGGACCAUAUUUAGAAAUUAAUGGCUACGUAACAGAAAACAGAUCAGCCGAAUUAGAGAAUGAGACGAGGAAAAGUCCGGUUUAUUCAAAGGAACGGGCUCAAAGCGAAACAUCACCACUUUCAAAGGAUGAGGAGUCAGUGUUUAGGUACGAUUCUCCCAAAAAAGUUGAUGGAAGAAGCUCCGAGGCUCAUCGACUGCAAAAACAUCAGGCACAUUUGAAAAGCUUGGAGACAAGUAUAGAUUACUCUGGAUCAGAGGAGGAUAUUUUGGACAGCAAGAGGCAACGACAUCGCCGCUCAAAGAGUCAGCAGUUACCCAUUGAAGAUGUUGACAGAGAAAAGGAAAGCAGCCGUUUUAUUGCUGUACCAAAGAACACUGUUGAGAAUGGAAGGCGACAAACAUCAGGAAAAAUCCACGAGCAAGAGCAUACAAGCAAGCACCAAGCUCAACGUCGAUAUAUUGAUAACGGGGAUGCCUAUGCCGAUGAUGUCAGCGAUGCAGACCGCCUCGUUAUCUGUUCCAUUUCAGCGGAACAAGAAGGCAAUCUUUACGAGUCCUAUCGUUUAUGUACCGAGGCUAAAGCUCUUUACCGAAAUGCAAUGGAUCUCGAUGGGAUCACUGAGAAGAUGCGAGGACACGCGGAUAAAAAACGAUGGGAGACAAAUAAUCGACUAAGGUUGCUCAAUGAGAAAAUAUCAGAGCUCCGGCGAAGAGGUACAAAGUCAGCUGAUUAUGAUCGUCAAGUGUCCAAGACCUCAGAUUAUGGAAGUUUGUCAGAUGCAUCUGGAAGUCCGCUUGGACAAAGUCAGAAUGGAGCUCCGUCGUGUCAAAAAAUUUUAAAGGAAGCUCCGACAGGAAGCCAGGUGUAUCCGGUUGUUGAAAAAGGAGGCAUUCAAGCAAAAUUAAACAAAGAGCGUAACAGACUUGACACAUCAAAGGGGAGGGAUGAUCCUACCAAGUCAAUUUUCUUCACCCUACCUCGCAAAAAGAAAUCAAAUCAAGAAAAGAAGACGUCUGCUCAGGAGCCUCCAACGCAGUCAGAGAUCGACCAGUUAUCCGAUCUGCUCACAAAUCUUAAAACGUUUGACCACCCAGAUCAUAGACGAGGAAGCUCGGAUUUUGAGAAGAACCGUAUACAGCAUCGAAGUGAGCCUUAUCUAGCAUCAAGCAGCAAUACGUCACCCAAUGGCAGUGCAAACCGAUUCAAGAUGGAGCCUAUUGGUGAUACCAGAAAAGCAAUGGUGAGAAGUGUUGAUGGAAAUCCCUCCUAUCUCAGUAAGGCAAUGCCUGCAAAUUUAAGUAUGGCCAUCAGUCAAAAUUCAAAUGGAUUCAGUGUUUCUGAAGUUGGUCGUCCAGAUGCAUCAAGGGUACAGGAACUAAGCAAUGAGCCACGAACUAUCUCAAGAAAUCACCAAGUAGUCACUGCUAAGUCUGAACGACGUCCAGAAAGCCCUUCAGCUGGUUACCAAAUGAAUGGCGAUGUUGGGAGUCCAAAGACUAAAUUUCGAAAUGAGAAAACCUCUUCAGGCUCAACUGAUGCUGGUUACCAAACGUUGCAAAAGUCUCCACAAUACGGUCGGAAACCUAGGUCCGAAACUGGAUUAUCCGGAAUGAGUAAUGAAUCUGAAAACAUAGUCUCUAGCAAUAGAAAGUUUUCCAAAAAUGAAAAUGGAGAUGGUGCUACCACCUCUUCAAUAGAACCCUUUGAAGAGCAAAAUGAAUGUAAUAGGAAGGAGAUAAAUGGGAAGCCUGUAGAGCGUAAGAAGUCGAUUUUAAAAGUUAUUGUCCCGAAAAUCAUGAGUAUUGAACGCGUUCGGUCUGUCAAGAAAGCUAAAAAAGCCCCGGACACUAGGGAGGAGGAAUAUCGCGCAAUGAUGAAAGCACAAACACACGUGACCUCAGAAGAGAACGGUCUAUCAGAACAACUAGGUACAAAAUCAAAAUCUACCACCUCACGGGAACUGGGCUCUCCUUCACAAUUGAAAGAUGAGGUGAGAAAGAGGUCUACGCCAGGCCUCGAUUUCAAUCUCCACGAGAGAAGCAUCGAUAGUCUUGAGUGCUCCGAAAGUGCUAGAAAAGAAGUAUAUGCUGUUACAAAAGCCGUCACGGAGGAAAUUCUAUUUUCAAGUAUGGGUAAAAGACGAAUAUCAAGGGAUAACGACGUGCCCAAAGAGUCAGCUGCUUCUAAUGACUUUUCUUCUGUGAAACAAACCAAAAGUCAGCAUUCUACAAGCCCAGGAAAUGAUCGCAGUCAAGUGAUAGUGAAUGGAAAGGAUCAAAGUCGGAUAACCCAGAAGGGACCGCGAAUGGUCGGCAGCCCCCCUGCGAGUCAGCCCCACAGCUUUGUAGAAAGGUUUGCUGUUAGUGACAAGAAACCGGUGGCAAUGUCUUCUAAUGCUAGCGCUUACUUCAGAAACGCUGUUUCGCAGACAAACAUUGUACAAAGAGAUGUUAAAGAACUUGAGAGUAACGUGAAGGACUACAAUGAAGGACCUGCUUCAGAAGGAAAAGAUUCAGGAACGGUCAAAAAAGUACAACAAGCCGUCGAAUUCUUCUCCAAGUCACAACCUGAUAUAUCUGAAUACUCAAGCAAAGAGGGUAAACAACCACUGGAGCCACCACCAAGAAAGAACCCAAACGUAUAUCGCUCAAGUGAGUUAUAUAAACAUCGAGCUGAAAAACAGGUAUCUGCGUCACCAGAGAGAACAGUAAUCCCAAACCAGCACCCAGUUGUGGAUCAGCAAUCGUCAUCCGUGAAGGUUGACGCAGGGCGAGGGAAUGCAUCUAGAUGGGGAAUCAGUGUUGAUUUUGCAAAUAGUACACGGCAAAUGUGUCAGCAAUGUGGGACAGUAACAGUGGAAAAGCCAAGAAAGUUUUGCCGACAAUGCCAGUCAGAUUAUUUAUAAUCCUUAAGAGUUAACCAGAUAACGCCAGCAUAAUAGUGACCUAUUGACAAAAGCCAGCAUUGACUGCUCGGUAAACCUUACAUGAACUGGUUUUGAAUCGUUUACAAUUUUACGAUUACUUUGCCCAAUAUUCACUGUGUGGAGUUGAGUGUUUGGAAUAAAUCCCGUUUUUUACCGAGGCAGGUAUGUCUUGCCAUGUUCGAUGUUAGGGCUAUUUACGCAUUUUCAUUUCUAGUGACGGUCUAGUGAUUGGGAAUCUGCUGUUUUUUAUGAAAAAGAUUAAGGAAUUUACGCUAAAAAAACCUUUCACGACCAUGUUAUUGGGAGAAGCUGCUUAUAGAAAAAAAAAUCAAGAUUACGAUUUCAUCAAGCAGAAAGAAGAAACGGUCUUUUUAGGGGAAUUUGAUUCCCGAGCUGACAGUGUCCGAUUCAUGAUGAUGUAUUAAGCAUUAAUUUUUUAUAAGCUGUAUAUUUUGCUGCUUCUCAUUUCCACGUUUUCCCAGUCGUCAGAGUGCUCAGUAGAUCGUGUUAUCCAGCUUAAAAUUAAGAAUUCUACUGUUGAUCCCAUUAUCUGAAAGGGGUCCUUGUGUCACCGCUCAUUUUUAGAGCGUAAAAUUAACAGAUGUUUUGAAUUUCAAAUGUAGGAAGUAAAGAUUUUUUUAUAUUUAUAGACGAGAGAAUUCGAUUGUGAGUAUGCAACUUUGUUAAAUUACCUGUUUUUUACGUACUUAUGUAGUUGAUUAGUUUAUGCAGCCGUUGUAAUUGAGGUAUUCUAGGCUGCCAUGUUACGAGUAGCGCACGAUUCAAUGGUGUUCUCUGCGCUUCUUUGUAUACAUUUUCAUGGAUCGAUCAAAUCGAGGCUGAAUAAAAAUUGACCCAUUGCUGCAAGGGACAUUGGUUAACGUCAACUGCAGAAUGGAAAUGAUAAUAACAAGAUAAAAUAAGAGUUCCUUAUUUCAUCUUGAUAAUAAUUAUAAUUUGCUGUCUGGUCUCACUGAAAACGAAACUUUUUGUAAAAUUUCAAUCGCCAUUCAUGUCUAGGCAUUCAAACUUUGCUGCACCGAUCAGUAUUUGAUCCACAUCUGAAAAAAUGAAGAAGAGAGAAUAAACACUCCAUUGUUGAUUAACAUUUCAGCAACGAUGACCAACGAGACAGAAAUCCGCAAGCCAGCCACUUGUGUUGAGCACUUUCGAAUGUACAUUUCUCGAACCAUUUAGAAUGUAAUGAGUUUUGGGAGGGGAAGGGGGUUGUAGAAAUUUAAAUCAUUUUUAGUUAACCUUAUUGAAUGAGGAGGAUUCGUAUUAUAUCGCAAUUUUUCUUUUUAUUUUGAUUAAUUUUAGUGGUACGCUUCGUCGUUUAUUAUCAUAAAUGUAUCAGCUAAGUGCAAAGGUCUGUAGAUAUUGGUUUUCAUUAUUAAAUGUGCGAAAUAA
This is a messenger RNA of Rhopilema esculentum, 6518 nucleotides long. RefSeq lists its product as uncharacterized. The record is from RefSeq and is a predicted model, not a curated record. Gene Ontology annotation, molecular function: cysteine-type deubiquitinase activity. Lineage: Eukaryota; Metazoa; Cnidaria; Scyphozoa; Rhizostomeae; Rhizostomatidae. Gene Ontology annotation, biological process: protein deubiquitination.